Hypoxylon fragiforme is the source of this 1686-nucleotide messenger RNA. RefSeq names its product enoyl-CoA hydratase/isomerase family protein. Gene Ontology annotation, cellular component: peroxisome. The transcript has 4 exons. NCBI's taxonomy places the organism in Eukaryota, Fungi, Ascomycota, Sordariomycetes, Xylariales, Hypoxylaceae. Gene Ontology annotation, molecular function: enoyl-CoA hydratase activity; delta(3)-delta(2)-enoyl-CoA isomerase activity. Gene Ontology annotation, biological process: fatty acid beta-oxidation. The record is from RefSeq and is a predicted model, not a curated record. Bases 295 to 1152 code for a protein of 285 amino acids.
AAAACUUGGAAUUUUAAAAAUCCCAUGUGAUUUGAACCCUUGAAAAGAGAUCUGUGGUUACCUAGCAGCUUAGUACCAGGCACCUCCUAGUAGGUCCCAAUUAGGAAGUGCCGAGGUCCACGCUCCACUCUUCUUAAUCCCUUAGGCACGCGAUCGCGACUCGAAGAAUAAGCACAACUGAACUUAUAGCAGCAUGCUUGCAUUCUUACAUAAAGUAAUUAUAUACUUCCAAGUUGUCAAGUAAAAGAAAGUCUACUCUUUAUCCCCUUCCCCUCCGCCAUUCCACUAAGAACCAUGGCGUCGAGUGAGCUGUUCACGAUUCCCAUCCCUCCCCUCAAGGCGCAUGUAGGGGGGAGCAUUGUCUGCACAUCGCCUGCGCCGAAGGUGUACGUCCUGACAUGGAACUCAACCCCGGACAACAGACUCACGCCCGCCUUCAACACUGCGCUCAUGACCGCCCUCGACGUCAUCGAGUUUAGCCAUCCGCCCGGCGUGGUCAUAACCACUUCCGCCAUUUCCAAAUUCUACUCCAACGGCCUUGACCUACAACUUGCCUUGGCACUGCCCGGAUUUAUGGAAAACAGCCUCUACCCGCUGUUCCGGAGGUUCUUGACUUACCCCAUGCCGACGGUCGCCUUGGUCAAUGGCCAUGCGUUCGCCGGAGGCUUCAUGCUGGCCAUGCAUCACGACUACCGAGUCUUCACGGGCGCGAAGGGCUACCUGUGCAUCAACGAGCUAGAGUUCGGAGUCCCGUUGAUGCCGCCGAUGAGCUCUAUAUUCCGAAUAAAGGUAUCUCCUCAAGUAUACCGCGACAUGGUUCUCGAGGCGCGACGGUUCGAUGCCAAGACGGCAUUGGAGGUUGGCUUAGUCGAUGCGGUUGGCGAGAUGGACGCGGCGUUGCGCUUGAUCGAAGACCGAGCGCUGGUCAAGAAGGGACAAUCCACGGCUUACGGAUCGUUAAAGCAGGAGAUGUACCGCGAAAGUGUAGCUUUCCUAUUCAGAAAUCAAAUAAUUAAUCCGGUCACUUCCUUAAUCCCUAAUACCACCAUUAUUUCGAGGUCCAGUACCUGCUCGGUGCUCAAAAGAUGCCUGACGUCAUUGAUACGCGGACCUACGAGGUCCUUCGUAAAUAAUCGCAAUUCCUCGAAAUGAACAAGUUUCGGUCCACGCAGUCAAGUUGCAGCAUGACUACCGUAUUUUCAACUCAUAACGACAAAGUAAAGUAAUGUCGUAGAAUCAAAAGGUAGAUUCGAGAUUAUCGAAGUAGUGUAUUUUCUUCAUCCCUUUAUCAGUCAAGAUACAGACGUUCGUUGAUACACACAGUACAAGCCACCAGAUAUAAUGCGAAGAUCGUAUGGAAGGCCAUAUUAACGUCAAAUGUUACGUAUUUCCUAGAAAAUGAAAGACGAGUACUUCGUAUUAUGUACAUAUGUAAAGUGGGGUGCUGCGGCAACGGCGAUUUGGGUGGAUUAGUUGAUUUGUGCGGCUGUGGUGCUUUUGUUCUUACGACUAUCAGAUCUUUGAGAAUCAUGAGACGAUAAAAUGCGUACAGUACAGCCUGUAUGUACAAUACAUACAUACAUGUGCAGUUCCCAGAUAUCGUGCAUGCGUGGAAUUGGCUGACAGGAUCGUAAAAGACCUAUCUAUAUGGGAUAGUAUUGAUGUUAUGUAUGGUAUUAAGGAAAC